This is a messenger RNA of Ailuropoda melanoleuca (giant panda), 2076 nucleotides long. RefSeq names its product LIM homeobox 8 (gene LHX8). Gene Ontology annotation, molecular function: RNA polymerase II transcription regulatory region sequence-specific DNA binding; DNA-binding transcription factor activity, RNA polymerase II-specific. The record is from RefSeq and is a predicted model, not a curated record. Bases 432 to 1472 code for a protein of 346 amino acids. Gene Ontology annotation, biological process: forebrain neuron development; neuron differentiation; regulation of transcription by RNA polymerase II. NCBI's taxonomy places the organism in Eukaryota, Metazoa, Chordata, Mammalia, Carnivora, Ursidae. The transcript is spliced from 10 exons. Gene Ontology annotation, cellular component: nucleus.
CUCUGGAAAACAAAACUUUUUUUUUUUUUUUCCUUUUCCUGGAGGGACAGACCUCAGUGAAGUUGGGAUAAGAAUCUUAAGAACAGUCCACCAGAGUGGUAACGGCCACAGCGGCCUCUUUGGACGAAGACUUGCUUGUAGCAUUCUCACUCCUCGGUGUCAGCUUUUAUUUGUGCUUUGGGGCGGGGGAGGAGGGAAGAUCGGCAGACACGGACGGCCGCUGACCCUCCGGAGUUGGUAUGUGAUAAGCAGCCCUAGCAGUGCCAUGUAUUGGAAAAGCGAUCAGAUGUUUGUGUGUAAACUAGAAGAAAAGGACGUGCCGGAGCUGGCAGUUCCCCCUGAGAAGCUCACUUAACCUGAGGCAUGGAGACUGUAAUUUGGGAGACGAAGCCUCGAGCCUAAGGCGUUCUUGGGUACAUUGCCAGGGUCUCAUGUCGGAGGAGUGCGGGCGGAUUGCAGCCCUGGCGGCCGGGAGGACUCGGAAAGGCGCCGGGGAAGAGGGACUGGUGAGCCCCGAGGGAGCGGGGGACGAGGACUCCUGCUCCUCCUCGGCCCCGCUGUCCCCGUCGUCCUCGCCCCGGUCCAUGGCCUCGGGCUCUGUCUGCCCCCCUGGCAAGUGUGUGUGCAACAGCUGCGGCCUGGAGAUCGUGGACAAGUACCUUCUCAAGGUGAAUGACCUGUGCUGGCAUGUUCGGUGUCUCUCCUGCAGUGUCUGCAGGACCUCGUUAGGAAGGCAUACCAGCUGUUAUAUUAAAGACAAAGACAUUUUCUGCAAACUUGAUUAUUUCAGAAGGUAUGGAACUCGCUGCUCUCGUUGUGGGAGGCACAUCCAUUCUACUGACUGGGUCCGGAGGGCCAAGGGGAAUGUCUAUCACUUGGCAUGCUUUGCCUGCUUUUCUUGCAAAAGGCAGCUUUCCACCGGAGAGGAGUUUGCUUUGGUGGAAGAGAAAGUCCUCUGCAGAGUGCAUUAUGACUGUAUGCUGGAUAAUUUAAAAAGAGAAGUGGAAAAUGGCAAUGGGAUUAGUGUUGAAGGCGCCCUCCUCACAGAGCAAGAUGUUAAUCAUCCAAAACCAGCAAAAAGAGCUCGGACCAGCUUUACAGCAGAUCAGCUCCAGGUUAUGCAAGCACAAUUUGCUCAGGACAACAACCCAGAUGCACAGACCCUCCAGAAACUGGCAGAAAGGACAGGCUUGAGCAGACGUGUGAUACAGGUGUGGUUUCAGAAUUGUCGAGCACGCCACAAGAAACACGUCAGUCCUAAUCACUCCUCCUCUGCCCCAGUCACAGCGGUCCCGCCCUCCAGGCUGUCUCCACCCAUGUUGGAAGAAAUGGCUUAUUCUGCCUAUGUGCCCCAGGAUGGGACGAUGCUAACUGCGCUGCAUAGUUACAUGGAUGCUCAUUCACCAACAACUCUUGGACUCCAGCCCUUGUUACCCCAUUCAAUGACACAACUGCCAAUAAGUCAUACCUAAUUCCUUUUUUCAGGGAUAGAAAUGAUUAAGGAUAUAAUCUUGUCAUUUAUUAUGUAUAAUUAACCAUUGAAAAGAUAUUAAUGUUAAUUUUUAUUUAACACUCAAAGCAUUUUCAACAUCACUUUGCUAACCAGGUAUGUAUCUAUAGUUGGCCUGCAAGACACUUUUACUGAUUCUUCAUUUUUUGUAAAAUUUAUGUUUACAAGAAGAAAACAAAUCAAAACUUUUUUUUGUAUUGUCUGGAAAUAGUUCACUCUAGUGUGUAUCUGUUAAUUUAUUUGUCAUCAAAAGAGCACUUUGCCUAAAAGAAAGGACUGACAAGUGUGCAAAAUGUUUACAAUCCUUUGUGAAAUCGUAGUUUAUCAUUAGUUUGUAUCUGUAAGUUAUUGUUAUAAAUAUUACUUGUAUUUUUUUGUUAUAUACAACUUUAUACUUUGAGGCUUGUAUCUGUGAAUUUGCAACUGAAAUUUAUUUGGCCAAUGUUUUCUGAAUGAAAUGAAUAAAGCUUCUGUUGUAGCAUGCCAUGCAAACACAUUAUUGUGUUUGUGGUUGAUGAAUUAUGGCUGUAAAUAACACUAUAGUUUAAUAAGCCCACCAACUCUAA